Molecule: messenger RNA, 483 nt
Organism: Komagataella phaffii GS115
Lineage: Eukaryota; Fungi; Ascomycota; Pichiomycetes; Pichiales; Pichiaceae
Exons: 1
Coding region: 1-483 (160 amino acids)
Source: RefSeq, a predicted model, not a curated record
AUGAGUGGCAGGGUUAAAAGCUCAGAUUGGAGAGAUCUGAGGAAAAAGAAAUCUGAGGAUAUUAAGAGAUCACUGGUUCAUAGAGCACGUUUGCGAAAAAAAUAUUUCAAAAUCUUGCAACAGGAUGACGAACAGGCUGAAACAACAAGCUCUGCUAAUACUGGAGUGAUCGUGAACGACCCACAUGCUGAUAAGGUACAAGAAGAAAGGCAGGAGCAUAGAGAAGCUUUACAUAAUGAUAACCUCAAGCAUCCUGACCGACUAUCAUAUCAGGAAAGGCUUAAGAUGGCCAAGGAACGAAAGGAGCAUAGAAGAAUAGAGAAAAUUGAACGAACUAGAAUUCAACUUGACCAAAUCAAACAAAAAAAAUUGAGCAGGGAGUCAAGAAAAGAGAUUUUCUCUAAAAGAACUCGAACAGGCCAACCCAUGAUGGGACCCAGGAUAGGCAAUUUACUGGAAAAGAUUAAAAACUCGAAAGAUUGA